CCUAUCGAUACACAAAUCCUGAAGAAGAGAAAAAAUAAGACUUUUGUUGGUCCUGGUUUUUUUGCUGUCCUCCAAAGAACCCGGCCCGUGAAAAAUGGCAGACGAAGCGGGCACCCCAGCCGAUGGCCAGCGGCAGUUUAUUUGCGGCGUGAUCGAGGGCUUCUACGGCCGGCCGUGGACGACGGAGCAGCGCAAGGACCUGUUCCGCAAGCUGAAGAGCAUGGGAAUGGGCUCCAGUCCCUCCUACAUGUAUGCGCCGAAGGACGACUACAAGCACCGGGCCUACUGGCGGGAGCUGUACACCGUGGAGGAGGCGGAUCACCUGUCCAGUCUGAUUGCGGCGGCCAAGGAGGCGGGCAUCACCUUCUACUACGCCCUGUCGCCUGGACUGGACAUGACCUACAGCAGUCCCAAGGAGAUCGCCACGCUGAAGCGCAAGCUGGACCAGGUUUCGCACUUCGGCUGCGAGGCCUACGCCCUUCUGUUCGACGACAUCGAGUCGGAGCUCUCGAAGGCGGACAAGGAGGUCUUCCAGACGUUUGCCAACGCCCACGUGUCGGUCACGAACGAGAUAUACACGCAUUUGGGCGCACCCAAGUUCCUCUUCUGCCCCACCCAGUACUGCGCCUCGCGGGCCGUUCCCACGGUCCAGGAAUCGGAGUACCUCAACACCCUGGGCUCCAAGCUGAACAACGAGAUCGACAUUUUGUGGACGGGGGAUAAGGUCAUCUCCAAGACCAUAUCCAUUGAAUCCAUCCAGGAGAUCACCGAGGUGCUGCGUCGGCCGCCGUGCAUCUGGGACAACCUGCACGCGAACGACUACGACCAGAAGCGGGUCUUCCUGGGUCCCUACAGCGGCCGAUCGCCGGAGCUGAUCCCCCAUCUGCGCGGCAUAAUGACCAAUCCGAACUGCGAGUUCUACGGCAACUUCGUGGCCAUCCACUCGCUGGCCUUCUGGUCGCGCUGCAGCCUGGACUCCAAGGUCAACAGCUCGCUGAGCGCGGACAUCAAACUGGAGACUGAAAACGAGGAUGAUCUGCCGGCAGAGUUUCUCUCGAAGAACGUCUACCAUCCGCGAGUGGCUCUUAAGAGUGCCAUUACGGAGUGGCUGCCGGAAUUCUUCAUGGAAAAGGAGGCCUGGGGACCCAUCACCAAGCCCCAGCCGCAAGUGCAAAUGGUCAUGCCCAUCAUUCCCAUCAUACCUUCUAUAAAUACCUGUAUGAGUCUCACCACCACCACGACCACUUCAACGAACUCCAGGACGCUUCCGGAGGUUAACACCACUCAACUUCAAGCUCUGGCGGACGUAUGCGUUGUGACCUCUUCGCUGACACCCAUCUCAAAUCCAGUGAUGAAUUCCCUCGUGUCGCCUACAAAAGUGAUCACAAACGACGACAUCAUCAAUCCCAUACCGACCACAGCCGCCAGCAACAUUGAGCUGCCCAAGAAGAUACCCAUCUCCGUGGUCCCGGUGCCCAUUAUGGAGACGAAGAGCGUGGAGGCUUCCGUGGAACUGGAAGUUUUCGAUGAAAAUGAAACGAAAAGCGAUUUGGCCAAGGAACGGAUUGAACUGGAGGAGGAGCAGGAACCGGUGGCCAGUCUGUGUGUGGACACCAUGCUGGACGACGGCAGUCUGAGCCCCUUGAGUGGCGGAGUCAAUGAGCCCAUGGAGUGCAGCAGCAGCAUAGCAUCGCAGGUCUCGCCACGCGAGGAGGAGGCCAUCAAACUGGUGGCCGAAGAUGUGCUCAUGGAGUCUGUAAACGAUGUGCAUAGUAUGCAUGUGGAGAGUGGAACCUCGUCGCCGAUCUCAAAUGCGGAAAUGCGCGAAGAAAACGAAGCUCAGGCUGAUAAGACCCUUGAAAACAAUUCUUCCUGCGGCGAAAGGAUAACCGUUGAGGAUCUAAGCCUGCUCUGCGAUCUGUUCUAUCUACCCUUUGAACACGGCAACCGCGGCCUGAAGCUGCUCGUCGAAUUCAACUGGCUGAAGGGCAACGCAAAUGUGAUACUGCAGGACCGUUCUGCCGGUGGAGGAGGCGAUGCCGUGAAAUCAGCCAAGCCGGAGGUCACCGAGUGGCAUCAGCGUUGCGAGCAAUUUGAUCAGCUCUGCAGCGCCGUCGUCGAGCUGCUGAUCAAAAUAGCCAACUGCCCGAACAAGGAGAUCUGCCACGAGCUGUACUCGUAUGUGUGGGACAUCUCCGGCGCCCUGUCCUUGCUCAAUUGCUACGUCAAAUGGCUGGCUCUCGGCCAUUUCCCGCAAAACACGUCUUCGUUUACGGAGGGAAGCUAUACUUGGUUCAGCAAGGGCUGGAAGGAGGCCUUCAUGUCCGGUGACCAGGAGCCAUGGGUCUUUCGAGGCGGCCUCAUUGCGGACCUGCAGCGCCUAAUGCCCGUGGACUCGGGCAACGACCUGUUUGUGUACAAGCUGCCGGAGCAGCCCACGACCAACUACUAUCUGCUGAGACCCUACUGCAAUGCGGACGAGCAGAACGUCUACGAUGUGUGCACCCGGCUGUACUUGCAGUGGCAGGGAGAACUAAAUGGAGGCACACACAUCCCUUUCCCGCUGCCGGCGAACAUAGCCAGCAUUGUGGCGGAUGCACUGGUGGGCGGACACCUCACUCUCAGUCCGCAGCUGUGCAUUGUGGCCUACGAUGAGAGCAACAGCAUCAUUGGCUUCUCCUGCGCGGCCUUGGAUGUAAACAUAUUCCGACGCAACCUGGAGCUUUGCUGGCUGACGGAGCUGCGCGAGAAGUAUCCCAAGGAUCUUUGUACUCAGGAAAGCGGCGAAGAAGUGAAACAGCUCGUUACGACUUUCGUGGAAAAGUUUCAUGGCAACUUGGCCGUGGAGCAGUGCCCCGUGGAGGUGAGCGGAUCCUUUCCAGCCGUGCUGGUCUGCGGCACUCUGCGGGAGGCGGAGGAGCGCGAUUCGGGCAUCACCAAGCGGAUGCUCACCGUACUCCUGGCCGCCCUGCGAGCGAACGGCUGCUUUGGUGCCCACGUGUGCGUUCCCGAGCAGGACGUUGGCCAGGUGAGCUUCUACUCGAGGAUCGGUUUCGUGGAGGUCUACCGCGAGGAGGCCAGCAAGUGCAUUUACCUGGGUCGCCGCUUCUAGCGUUUCCGGAGCUUCCAGCUUCACUGCCUCCACUUUUAAUGUUCCUUCAUCUUUGGUAUUCCGGCUAGUUGCUAGCCACUCUCGUCGCGUCCUCGUCCUUUUUGUAUUCCCCCAAGGUAACCGAGUUUGUAUUACUGACCAGCCCUUCUAGCAUUUAUCUUAAGCGUCGUUUUCAUAAUGUGGGAAAACAAUAAAAAUAACAAUUUAAUAA
Drosophila takahashii is the source of this 3323-nucleotide messenger RNA. RefSeq names its product O-GlcNAcase (gene Oga). Gene Ontology annotation, biological process: glycoprotein metabolic process. Gene Ontology annotation, molecular function: beta-N-acetylglucosaminidase activity. The record is from RefSeq and is a predicted model, not a curated record. Lineage: Eukaryota; Metazoa; Arthropoda; Insecta; Diptera; Drosophilidae.